Molecule: messenger RNA, 6049 nt
Organism: Vespula vulgaris
Lineage: Eukaryota; Metazoa; Arthropoda; Insecta; Hymenoptera; Vespidae
Exons: 3
Coding region: 1716-3563 (615 amino acids)
Source: RefSeq, a predicted model, not a curated record
CAUUUCGUUUUCAUUUUCUUUUUCUUUCUUUUUUCUUCUUUUCCUUAUCGAGUAAAAAAAUAAGUUUUCGAGAGAAAGAUAUGGAUUUGGAAGAAAAGAAAAGAAGAAAAAAAAAACUCUUCAGAAAUAUUUGAAAGAGCAAGAUCGUAAAGAAUCGAUGUCACGCUACACUCUCGACAAUAUUAAUUUGCGAGAUUUUAACGGAACGCGUAUCGCACGAAUGCCUUGAGCAUUAAUAAUUUAUAAUAUUCAUAGCUCGUGACUGUGUGGUAGAGUUCAUUGGGCAUGUAUCUACGGUAUUAUCUUUAACACCAGAGAAACAUAGCACGAACUAUAAUACAAGCGGAAACUCUGACGUCAUGAGACAAACAUUAUUUCAAAUAGCAUUGCUACCGUCGAAUCAUCGAUACUAUCGUCAAGAUGACGAUGACAUAACGAGAAGCUUUUAUUCAAACGAUAAAAAGAUAUUCGAUUGUAAUACGAUAUAAGCCGCGUUCUCGUUUUUAGAGAAAGAGGGUGAAAGUUUCGAGCGUGCUUAGCGAGUAACCUAAUUACUAUUUUAAUUUUAAUAUACAUUACAAUACACACACAGACAUACGUAUAUAUAUAUAUAUAUAUAUAUAUAUAUAUAUAUAUAUACAUCGACUUGCAAUAUUUUCUAAUAUAUUACUUAUCUUACAAUUUUAUAUAUGUAUACGUGUAUAUAUAUAUGCGUGUGUAGAUGUAUAUUAAAAAGUAAGAAUAUUCAUUCGCAAAUACUUUCGAGAAUCUUAAUACUACUUUUGAAGAAUUUUCGUAGACGUUCGAAUAAAGUCGAUAUUCUUCGUUCGUUCGAUUUACGCGUAAUCUUUUGUUACACAAUAAGAAUAAAUCCCUACGAAUGGAGAACUUAUUCCGUAUUCUCCGAGACUUGAGACUCCGGGAGUACUUUCACUGGGACACUGAAAAGUCGCGCGUGAUGAGAAUCAGCCGAAAUUGUUCGAAUUCGCGGCACACGACCAUGGAAUAUAUUAGUCGAUUUUUUCGAUGGAAGUCGAGAGAAGAUUAUUUGUUUCCCAUGUCAUACAUGUUUCUUAUAUAUAUAUUUUUUCUCUCGAUUAAAAGCCAUUUAAUCAGUAUGUAACGUCUACCAAGUAUGUAUGAAGAUUAAUGAACGUUAGAAAGAAGUUCGUUCACAAGAACAUUCUGUCUUCUAUCUUCAUUCUACUUUUAAUCUCAGUUUUAUUUCUAUCAUCGAUUUACGUCAAACUUUUGCGUAGUUCAAUUUUUCAUUAUGUUUUCGGUAUAACAAGGAAAAAUCUUUCCAGAUUCUCUUUUAAUUUGCUAAAAUAUAUAUACAUAUGUACAUACACAAUAAUUAUCUAUCGCUCGUUUCAAAAUAAGAAUUUUGGUAGUUAUAUAUAAAAAGACGAAUCUAUACCACAUCGAUAUGUGUAACAUCAUGAAUCCGUAACAGUAUUGCUUAAGUUUCGAUCGAUGAAAGCCAGUAAGAAAGUCUAUUGUAAUUCGUGAAUGGUCGCGACCCGACUGUAUUUAUAUAUGUGCAGGUAUGGCUGUAGUUUUAGUCGGUGCGAGUCUGUUCAUAUCCUCAUAAGAAUUAGUUUCCCGACAACUGUCUAGCGAUUAAAUGUCGAUAAGCCGAUAACUACAUUUCUUUGACCUUAAGAAGAAUCAGGAGAUAGCAUAGUGCAGUGUGUCGAGUGUUAGAAAGGAUUAUGCUAUUGUGGAAAAUGCGAUUCUCUUUGGUAACAUGUCUCCUCGUCAUUGGAUUAUCAUCACUGACGUAUGCCGGAGAUGCGGAAGAAAGUUCUGAUAUUACGAAAUUAGAAGUAGUAGAAUUGAGCGAAGCGGAAACCGAUAGCGAUGCAAAGGAAUCCGACGUUCAAAUAAAAAGAGAUUCUGGAUAUUCGUAUAAUAGACCAAAUACAAGAUCCAGAUUUCAGUCUGGUCAAUCGGGAUAUCGAGGAAGAAUCGUUACGAGGAUUCCAAGUCAAUUAAAUAGGCCAUUUAACAAAUACGGUCCACCGAGUCAUCAGAAUUUGGGAUUGUCCAAGCCCAAUGUUCAUGGGCAACAACAUCGUGAUAAAUUUCAACAUCAUGGACAAUCUUCUCAACAUCGUCAUCCGAAUAAUCAACAUUCCAAUAAUUUCCCAAAUCAUGGCAAUGGUUUAUGGGAUCAAGGUAUACCAAGUCCUAUAAGAAAUUUGGAUUUUGCCGAAGUCAGUCCUAUAGCCAGUCAAAACAACGAACCAUUUGGUUCGAACACAGCUAAUUAUUUGCCACCUAGAAAUCAAAAAUUGCCAGCUUAUUCGCCAGCUGAUAACUUUUCUCCGCAACAUACAGUAUCACCGUCGCAGAGUCAUCUCGAAAGUCAUAACGCAAAUUUCCAAAAUCAAAAUGUCGUUCAAUCGCAAGGAGGUCAGAUAUCCGAUGCUGCUCUUUUUCUAUCACAAAACGCACAAGCCUUGCAACAACUGUACGGUGCUGCGGCUACUAGCCAAGACUUUGCGCCAAAUGCGAACGAUUUCGUCGAUCAAAAUAAUCAAAUUCAGAAUCCAAACGGUCAAUUGCAACAUUUCGAGAAUACCUCACCAAAUCCUCAAAUCUUUCGAGGACCAUUACCUUCUUACGCUUCGGGUACAUUGAAUCCUCAAGAGACACUUGAGCACAUACAGUCGUUAGAAAAAGAUAGAUUGAUCGCGCAGUUGCAACAAGCGUUGGCUCAAUCCCAAGUCCAAUCUUCCAGUACUGAAGUUAGAUACGCGCAAAAUCAUGGCAAUUAUCCUCAGAAUCAAGAUCUCUUGGCUUCCAUUGGUACGGAAUUUCCACCGCUAGGAACAACGACCGGUCCAAUCAAAUUUCCUUUAGGUUAUGGUCUGACCACAACGACGACUCAAUCACCGGGCACCAGCGCGACAACGACAAUCGCAACUUCAACCGGACGUCCUAUUCAGACUAACAAAGGCGAUGGUACAACGCAGAUCGGUGUAAACGUGCCUGUUCCUGCUCAACCUGGAACUGCGGUCGUAAAUCCCAUAGGAUUCCCAUUGUACGGCGGGUUCGUACCAACCUUCGUAGCAAAUGUCCCUAGCUAUGGAGUUUAUGCUCCAGGCGCAGUGACUCCGAUACAAUCGUCAGGAUCAUCGUCUACUCACUUUGGAAUACCUAUUCCAACAGAUCAAGGAAAUAAAGGAAUUCAACCUCAGCUACCUCCAAAGACACCACCGUCAGCUAGUCAACCUGGAGUUGUCACUUCAACGCCCGUUCAACCAGUACAUCCGACUUCUCCUUUGCAUCCUGUUGCUACACCCAUUCAUCCUAUCCUCCCAGCAACUCCGACACACGUUCAACCUUCGGUAGGUACAACGCCCAAUCAACAUCCCACCUAUGGCCUACAAACGCCCCUUGUCAAUCCUUUGAUAUAUAAACCGAUAAAGCCUGUCUAUCCUGUCUAUUAUUAUUCAAAUUUAGCUUAUCAAUUACAAAAACCGACACUGCCAACCUAUCCGUGGAGUUAUGCACCCUCGUACGUUUCUGCGAAACCUGCUCAAAUAUGGAAAUGAGAUGAUGCUAUAUCCAUUGAACUAUACGCGACUCGUUCUCCCACGUCGUCGUGACUUGUUCACUCUCUCGAAUACGAAAGAAAGAAAGAAAGAAUGAAUGAAAGAAAGAAAUAUAGAAAGGAAGAAAGAAAGUCAGCAAGAGUUCGGAAAACGAGACUUCGAGUAAAUUUCUCGGAAAUGAGAAGAAGCAACGAGAUAAGAUGAACGAUCCGUAGAAAUUUCAUUUUAAUGGGAUGAAACUAUAGUUGAUUAAUUAUUAAGUAGAACAUCGAUUAGAGCUUCUUCGAUGACACUGUUAUCGAUGAUAGCUUAUAAGUAUCGAAAUACGAUACACUUUCCUUUGGACUCUCGAAUAACGUUCGUGUUCCUUCUCCUAUAACUCUCAUGAUAUUCUCUAACGUUGGAGUCCAUGUACAUAUAUAUAUAUAUAUACUCGCUCUUUAUUUAUUUGUUGAAAUAAAAACAUAUCUUUUUUUUUCUUUCUAUUUUCAUUCAUCCAUCAGAGAUAAUAUCUGCAUAUAUAUCGCAUUCUAUUAUGCGACCGUCCCAUAAAAAUACAUAAACUUUACCAGUUUAUCUUUUUCGAGUUGACGAUCCAGUUAGAAACUCGUUCGAUUAAUUCCCAUAUUUGUUUCUCUACGCAUGCUUGUUUGAAAAAAAAAAACACAACAAAAAACGGAGAAAAACAUCGUCGGAAUUUUUUCUUUUUAUCGUUUUUCUAAAGUUUUUAAAUUGAAACGAUCGUCGAACAAGGCCGAAAUUCAUGCGUGGAGAUAUAUAAUCAAUUGUAACGAUUUGAAACGGGCCGUUGCUUCGUCCGAUGGAAAGUCGUAACGAGAAAAUGUAGUGCGACCACUUCCGGUCGGUUGAAUCGAUACGAAAGAGAACUCUCACCGAAGUCGUGACGUCUUCAUGAUCACCGGUACAAUCGACAGCACGAUCGACGUUGCCUGGGUGCCCCGAUCCUGACCUCGAAAGUCGUUCGAUAAUUCUAACCACGGUCAAUGCGCGGACGGAUUAGCUGAGUUAUCCGAAGCAUACAUAAUAAACCAUUGGUAUUGGCAGGUGUAUCUAAGAUGGGUUAUCGAUUUCGUAAUCUUUCGGCGUGACUCUAUGCAAGAGAAGAUUCGCCGAACGAUCGAUUCAUCCGAUCAAGAUAAUAAAGAGAACAUAUUAUCGUGUUCGUUCAUCAUGUUAUAAGUCCAUCAUCAUAUUAUAACGCUAUUGUGUUGCAAAAAUUAUCAUAUAUAUAUAUAUAUAUAUAUAUAUAUAUAUAUAUAUAUAUAUCGUGCUUUUUUAUUUGAUCAUUCAGAACACGUUUAGUAAAAUAUGUAUUAUAAGUAUAUUUAAUUUGGAUAAAUUACCGUUAGAUAAUCGUAAGAUAUUACCAGUUUUAUAUAUUUUUUCUUUUUUUUUCUUUUCUUUUUUUUUCGUAGCACAAGAUACGAAAGGUUUAAAGGUCUAGUUCAUUUCGUAUCAUAAUAUUCUUUUUUAUUUUAUUCAAACCCGUCUUCAACUCACUUUUCUUGGUGACCCGGAUAAUCUCGCAGGUUUUUUUUUUAUUUCUUCUUCUUUUUCUCUUUUCCUUUUUUCUUCUUUUUUUCCCGUUACUUAUAUGUACGUAGAUACUUUUACUGUUUCAACGAUGGAAACCAGUCCGACGUAACAACCAAUCCAUUCGAUCCCUUUUUUUUUUUUUUUUUUUUGAAACUCAUCCUAAGAUUCCUAUUCGUUUGUUAGAGAUUUUAUAAGUUCGAUCUAACUCCUACAAAGUACGGUUUCUCUCGUUUCGUGUUAACGACGAUCGAAAUCGGAGCACGGAAUCGAUCGGUCAUCGAUCGGAUUUACGGGAGAUUCGUGGAGAUCGUAAAAGUUUUCGUGCGAUUCGAGAUUCAGCACGAGCAAACGAUUCUCUUCCUUCAUCUAUUCGGGUGAAAGUAAAACGAAAUGAAUCGCUUGUUUUCAGAUGGUUCCCGAUGUUGUUAAGUUCGAACGAGAAGGGAAGGAGUAAUUGGUGAUAUAUAUAUAUAUAUAUAAAGAAGAAUAGUUUCUGCAUAAAUUCACAUUGAUUAUCUAACUUGUUAUAUAUUUUUCUAUAUUUUCCUAUAUUUUCUUUUUGCAUAUAAAUCCAUAUUUUAUCAUAAUACUCGUUCAUAUUCUCUUUCUAUUUUUUCUUUUUAUUUUUCAUUUCCUUGCUUUUUCUUCUUCAUCUUGUUCGACUCUCCUCUGUUGUAUGUUAAUAUCAAAAGUAAAAAGUUAAACAAGUACCAGAAGGUUUUUCUAUUCACCAUCCGUACAUUUCACUUUCCAACCUCGGGAAUCUACUUUCAGAAGACAGCGAGAGCAAAGAAUGCGACUAGUAUAAAAGCGAAUCCUUUUACCUUACCUUUCAUACAACCAAAUACAUCUACAUACAUGCAGCGUCAAUUUUUUACCGGAGAUGAGUUCUUUUUUAUUUCUCUCUUUUUCUUUUUUUUUUUUUUUAA